AUGCUCUCUGCCACUUCUCGCGCCCCUUCAUCCUCCUCCCACCUCUCCGCCCACUCUGCAAUGCCCUUCACCCCUGUUUCUGCGCGCAGCAAAUCUCCAGCAUGGUCCGCGCUCGACUCUGGCUCAGAAGACGAGGCAUUCGGCGCACAAGACUACGUCCUUGCUAUGCACGACUUCGCCCCGCAGCAAGCGAACGCGACGUGCCUGAGCUUUGCCGCCGGCCAAGUCAUCCGCGUAUUCAAUCGCGAUGCCAGCGGGUGGUGGGAUGGCGAGCUCGAAGGCAGGAGAGGAUGGUUCCCGAGCAACUAUGUAACCUCGGAGGUGGGAUUGCUCACAGAGGAGGAGCUACCAGUCGGAAAGCGGACGCGCAUGGCGAUGGAAGUGCGGGUUGUCGACGAGAAGCAAAUGGCUUUCUAUAACGCAGUCCGGAUGAAUCGUGUCCCCCACUUCCAACCCGCCACCGCUUUCGUCAUCUCCUGUGUACGCGCAAUCCUCUCCGAAAUUGGCUGCCUCUCGCGGGACGAUAUCCUCCUCAAACAGCACGGCAUCCUGGCACAGGAGCGGAAACGCAUCCUCUCGGAUCUAGCAUCAUUGGUAUCCCAGGCGAAGCGGGCCUCAGACGAAACCACUACGGACGAUGUACGGGAGGUGGAGGUACAAGCGAUGAUACGUUUAGCAGGCCAGCUCUUUGCCCACGUCCGUGGAUUCCUCGCGGUCGCGGUUCAAUGUGGGGUAGAACUGCCCCAGAAUGCCCCUCGGUCUGACUCCCAGGAGUCUCAGCUCGGGAGUAGCUCCAGCAACCUAAUGCUCCAAGACGAAGACGACUUCGCAACUCCCGGAAAGAGCACGAACGGCAGUGCGCUUCGCCGAAAGAGGAUGCCUGGACAGAGUACGCCUUCGCGGCACAAGAGCCUGGGCGAUCUGAAGACGGUGAAACGGGUGCUAGGCAAAGACUAUCCCCCAGUGCCCACACUCAACGUUGCACGGAGAAAGCUAUCGGAACAGCAGCUGGCGUCACCCAUGCGGCGCACAUUCAGCGAGAGCACCCCAAGGAGACAUAAACCCAAUCAGGACUCGAUCAGCAGUACAUCCUCCUCCUCCUCACUGUCAAGCGAGUCCGUCGGUACGCCGGCCACGCCUAUGUUUCCCUCUGGUCCUGCGACGACGUCAGAGCUGCUGGACACUCUGCGUUAUACGCACGAUAACUUUCUCUCCACUAUCGCCGCGUUCAUCGGCCACGCGCAUUCCCAUUCUCGACAUUCGCACGCUUCAAGUACCGGGCAUAUGUACGACCUCGUGCGCGAGGUCGUCGAUGUCGUUUGCAAACUUCUCAUGGUGCUUGAAUCCGUGCUUCGACAUCCGGAUAUCCCUCCGGCGAAGACCACCGGCUUGCUCCCGGCCAAGGAGAACCUCUACAACGUCACGAGCACACUGGCGGACGCAGUGCGUGCUCUUACUGCACCGCCAAGUGACGACGUCUCCGAGGAAGCAGAAAAGGAAGGCUUGCUCAGGUCCGCGACGGACACCUUGCGCGCGGGCUCGGAUCUUACGAACGCGGUCAAGAAAUGCAUCACACGAGCAAGUGAGCGGCCACUCAUCUUCACGAUCCCAGGGCCAGGCGAUCCGGAAGGCACGUUCUAUACCCCGCGGAAGUUCAGUCACGCCGGCCGCGCGUCCCCCGUCGCAAGCGGGGUGCGCAUACGCAGGGCGGACAGCGUCCCUGCGGAGCUGCGCUUGGCGUACGACGGCGAGGAGGAGGAUAUGACGAUACAGCCCCAAAGCGUGGGCAACUCGGAGCUGACGAUGACAGUCCCUCUCAAGACGCCAACGCAAGCCGAAGACCUCACGAUUGUGCAGUCGUCAGCUUCACCUCCUACAUCGCCCUCUCCCCUUCCGAAGGAUGUCCCAGCGCGCGCGGACGAGGUUUUGCCCACUCCAAUUACUCCCGAGACCCCCGAUCCUUUCAAGGAGGAACAACUGCCGCCUCGUCCAUCGUUCGACUCCGCGCUCAGGUCAGAGACGACUUCACUGCACUCAUAUGCCCCGACGGAAGACGACAGGACGACCUGGGAGGGCAGCCACCAGCGCCACGGUGCACCCAGCUCCUCCUUCGAACUGCUCACCAGCGGACUUCCACCUGCUGGCCCCGCGUCAGGGAUGCUUCCAUGGACAUUCCCACACGAUCAUUCGCCAGACGACGUUGCAUACAACAGCGAUGGACAGCUCGUGGGUGCGACGCUCGCCGCUCUCGUCGAGCGUAUGACCCCACACGACUCGCUCGUGGAGGCCCCUUUUGCCGCCGUCUUCUUCAUGACCUUCCGCCUGUUCACCACUCCGCUGGACCUGCUCGACGCUGUGAUCGCGCGCUACAACCUCCUACCUCCGCCGCUAUCAGCCGAUGUCGACCUCCGUGCGUGGCAGCAGCGCAAGGGCCUACCCGUGCGCCUGCGCGUGAGCAACUUCAUCAAGACGUGGGUAGAGACUUACUGGCGGCACGCGACGGACGCCUCGAUCCUCCCCGUCCUGACGCCCUUCAUCACCGACGCGCUUUCGCAGAUGUUCCCCGUCCCCAGCCAGCGCAUCCUCGACCUCAUCCAGCAGCGCAUGAUCGCGGCUGCCGACGCCGCCUCCGGCGUGGGCGAGGAAGGCCCCGACCCGGGGCUGUCGCCCAAGCCGCGCGACGGCGGGAUCCCACGCACACUCAACCCGCCCGUGCUCCCGCCCGGGCCGCUGUCCGAGAUCCCGCAGCCGAAGAUCAACAAGAGCGUGUACGCGGCGCUCCGGGCGCGCAACUGGGGCGCGGUCGCCGCGACGGACUUCGAGCCCGUCGAGCUCGCCCGGCAGCUGACGGUGAUGGAGUGCACGCUCUACUGCGGGAUCCGCGCGGACGAGUCGGGCGCGCACUUGAGCGUCAGGGCGGUGACCAGCCUCAGCACCGCGAUCACGGGUUGGGUCGCGGAGAGCAUCCUGAACGAGCCGGACACGAAGAAGCGGACCGCGCUCGUCAAGUACUUCAUCAAGCUCGCGGACCGGUGCGUCGGCCUGCGCAACUACAGCACGCCGCGCUCGAUCCUCGCCGCACUCGACUCGUCGACCAUCGCGCGGUUGCAUCAGACGUGGAAUGGCUUGCCGCAGAAGUACAAGAUCCUGCUGGAGUCGCUCCGGAAGCUCGCGGAUCACGCGCGCAACUAUCACGAGUACCGCUCGCGGCUACGGAACACUGCUCCACCGCCGUUCCCUUCCUCGGUUCCCGAGAAGAAGCUGAUCAACUUCAACAAGUACCACAAGCUCGCGCGUAUCGUCCAAGACAUGCAGCGCUUCCAAGUGCCGUACAACCUGAAGGAGAUACCCGAGGUGCAGAUGUACUUGCGCGACGCGUUCGAGAAGUCGUCGAAGCAGGGCGACCUGCAGGACCUGUACCGGCGCAGCCUGCUCGUGGAGCCCAAGCAGUCGGCGGAAGCUCCGCCCCGAGCAGCGACGUCCGGCAACUUGUCGAUACCUCGCCUCGCUGAGAGCUCUCCGCCGCAUGUUUUGAUCUAA
Epithele typhae is the source of this 3540-nucleotide messenger RNA. Its product is annotated as ras GEF. The transcript is spliced from 8 exons. The record is from RefSeq and is a predicted model, not a curated record. The coding region runs from base 1 to 3540 and encodes 1179 amino acids. Gene Ontology annotation, molecular function: protein binding; guanyl-nucleotide exchange factor activity. Gene Ontology annotation, biological process: Ras protein signal transduction; positive regulation of GTPase activity. NCBI's taxonomy places the organism in Eukaryota, Fungi, Basidiomycota, Agaricomycetes, Polyporales, Epitheliaceae. Gene Ontology annotation, cellular component: plasma membrane.